Kalmanozyma brasiliensis GHG001 is the source of this 3864-nucleotide messenger RNA. RefSeq lists its product as uncharacterized. The record is from RefSeq and is a predicted model, not a curated record. The coding region runs from base 1 to 3864 and encodes 1287 amino acids. Lineage: Eukaryota; Fungi; Basidiomycota; Ustilaginomycetes; Ustilaginales. The transcript has a single exon.
AUGUCGACCUCCGCUGCGGGAUCUAGGAGGACCCGCGCGUCGAUCGCGGCACCUUCCUACGCAUCCUCAUCCGCUUCCGUCGCGCGCAGCAACGCUCGCGACUCCUCGAGGCGGCGCUCCACAGCCAGCGUAUCGCGUUCCCGUGGCCGCGACUUUUCCGAUCUCGACUCGGACACCUCAAGACCGCGUCGAUCUGUGAGGCCAUCCCUCGAGGAAGAGCUCGACGAUGCGAUCAUCGAAGAGGACAUAGACGAAGAAGCCGAGGAUGAGCUCCUCGUUCUUGAGCAGGUCACUCCGCGUCCCAAUCGUCGCAUCCACUACGAGGACGUCGACCUCGAUACAACACAGACAGCACUCGACCGCUACCGCUCGCGCGAACAACAGGGUAAGAGGGUUGCAAGAGCCUCGGUCGCAGGACCUCUUCCCAGCAACAGCGCAGCCAGUCGAACGAGCAACUCGGCCAUCUCGCGAGGAUCCGUACGGUCCAGACAGAGCGCGCCUCUUGCUCGCACUUCCCAUUCGGAGUUAUCAGGCUCUCGAAGCAUGUACACAGCGCCCAGCGAACACGCAGGCCCUUCCACAUCUCGUCGCGGUCGCCGCACAAUCAAUGACGAUGUUUCGGCCGACACGACCAUGGCACGACCAGGACAGCGACUGCGUCCUCCCGCCAACCCGGACGGGCGUCUGGACGUUCCCACCAUCGAAGAGCGGUGCGCUGCGCUGAUCAUCAAUGCAAAGGGCGUCCUACACUUUUACAUGAGCCUUUACAGCCGAGGCUGGCGAUCCGAGUCGUUCGACGAUAUGCUUCGUAACUGGACGCCUUUCGAAUCGUACAAAAUCAACCAGCUGCUGGCGGAGGCUCAGUACAUGCAUCAUUUCGUCGAUAUCGAAGAAGUCCUUGGCUCGUUGCGCGCAGCAGGGCAACCGCGUCCCGACGGGUUCGAGGAAGCCAUGAAGAUGGCCAACUGUGCCACCUUUGUCCACUACAUCCAUCAGCUCCCUACCGAUCCGGCGGCGUACGGUCGACGCAGCGGCCAGGACAUCACCAGUCGGGACGUCUUGGAGGCCCCCUUGCGCAAUAUCAGCGAACUUAGCGAUGCAAGGCGCAUCUUCCUCCGAUGGAUUCUGCCAUUCGAUCAGGAGCUCACCGACCAGAUCCUCAACAUGCUGCUCGACAUGAGCAUUCAGAUCUACAUCAAUCGUCUCGACCGUAUCAUCGCUGCUGUCCGCACGGGGGAGAUGGCGGAGGACAUGGCCCAAUCGACCAUCUCCGAUCACCUCGUCGACCUCAUGAGCGGUGAUGUGGUUCGUCACUCCUUGCAACGGGUCAAGAGGCAGCGGCGAAUGUCUCGAGCCGAGAUCGAGAGGAUGGUGCAGCGCUACGAAACGUUCGCCAAUGUGCGCCAGAUCGAGUUGCAGUCGAUGGAGUAUGACGUGGACGCCAUGCGCGAGGCUUUCUCAUUCCAGAGCAUGUCCGCCGACCUCACGGGCUACGUGCGAGAUGUGGUGCGGGAGGUCGAUGCCGAGAUGCACUCGACCACGCUGCCGCUCAUCAUCGACCGACUUGCUCGCGAGUCGAGCGUGUUCAGUGCGUCCGAUGUUCCCGACGUCGUUCCUGGCUCGAGCUCCGUCAUUGAUAGCGGCAUCCGUGACUCGUCCAGCGUCAUUGCAGGCCCGAGCCAGUCUACGCCGAAAGCAGUCCACCGCGCCGCACAGCCUUCGCAGCCAUUUGCCUCGCAGUAUGCCAACUGGCUGGACGAUAUGCUGGAAGACGACGAGACGCAAGCGAACACGCAACGCAGCCGACCUAGGCAGCCCGUCCAGAACGACAACGUCUAUGUGGACUUGACGGACACGCAGAAGGUGCGCGAACUUGAAGACAUGCUGGAGACUUCGACGGACGGCGGAUUUUCAGCUGUCUCCGACAGUGUUGAUCUCGACGUGGCUUCUAGCCCACCACGAUCAAACCAACUCGGGGCUCGUCUCUCGGCGGCGCUCAACAGCUCGGGGCGCAACCCAGCGGCGGAUCAGCGGCAGCUUGCCGAGCCGACGGCCGCCUCGGACAGCAGCGAUGCAGCUGGCGUUGGCGCUGCGCCGACCCGCAUCCCUGACGUGCCUCUAGACUCGCCAAGCAAGGAGAAAGCAGGCAGACUCGGCUUUGACAGCCAAAACCGCCUCGUGCGACUGAUCUCGGACGCCAUCAACAAGAAUCAGCGCCUGCUCGAUGGAUCAGCAGCCGCAGUGCGAGAGUCACGAUUCGACUCGCAAGGCGAAGAGGAAGAGGAUGUGUUCUUGGAGCAGGCUUCCCGCAAGCGCGGCAGACCGAAGGGCAAAGGAAAGGCGAAGGCUCGUCAAGCGGACGUCGAGGCUGCAGCGCAGGCGAAGCCGAGACCGCGACGCAACCUUCGAUCCAACGCUGCGCAGCCACCUGCGACCACUGCGGAGGACGAAGCCGCUCGCAAUGAGGAAGACGAGAGCGAUGACAGCGAGCCCGAGACUGCUCGGAGGACGGGAUCGCGUAGUUCGACGAGGCAGUUGCGGCUCAAGCAGGAGUCUUUGAGUCCAUCCAAACGGCAGGCUCAGCAACACGCAGCCGAGGUUGCCGAGACCGAGCAGCAGCAGGUCGCUGCGACCACCACAGCUUCAGAUGCACGAGUGCAGGAAGCGACUACGACCCGAUCGACCCGUUCACGAGCUGUGAGAGGUCAGAACGGCAAUGGAGGCGCUACCGGUCUUGGACGUGGCCUGCCAGAUGGGAUGGAUGCCGAGGCGAAAGCACGGAUCCUCUCGACGGCAUCCGGACGUCUGCGCGAAGAAGGCGCGGGAAGCGACUACGAUCAGGACGAGAGCUACGCUACGGCUCAGGGCGCCGGCAGGAACAGGCUUGAAGGCGUCAACCAAGAGCUCGCAGCAGCGCGUGCCACGCCGGACGACAACUUUAUCGGCGACGACGACGAAGCCAUCCUCGAUCGCCGAGCCGCCUUGGACGCUGCGAUUGCAGCAAAGAAGCCUCGAGCAGGGGUGCUGCACUUUGCCCACCCUACCGCUGAUGACGAUGCGGUGCCCCUCGACGGGUUGGACGACGAGCCGCCUGCCGUUGACGGCGAGAACCCCGAUGCGAUUGCUAUGCGGGACGGCAAUGCGGUCGCCGAGAUCCUGCGCUCGAGCAACACUGUUCCCACACGUCGCACUGGGCCCUAUCGCCCAGAAAACUCGCGCAACCGUCCACAGCCUGAAGAAGCCGAUCCCGUCACCAUCGACCCACCCGAAUCGGAAGUCGACGAACUGGAAGACGAGACGUCUGCGGCGGAACCGGGCACCUCGGCGCGUCGUCGUCGGCGCAACGCGCACACCGCCCCCCUCGGCCAGGCUGUCCGCGUCGAACCGUACAAGCGCUCGAACCUGUACAUUACGGGCCACAACAUGACGGGUCGUUCGCGCUGGACCGACGCCGAGACCACCUGCCUCCUCGAAGCGCUGCACGAGCUAGCCCGGUACAAAAAGGUGUCGCCCAGAUUCAAGGUGUACCACGAGAUUUUGCGGAAGCACGGGGUGAACGGGACGGAAUCGAGGUUGCUGGCGAGGUGGAACAACGUGCAGUUGAAGGAUAAGAGUCGGAAUGAGUUGAUGCGGAUGAAGCGGGAGGGGAGGAGGAUUCCGUAUUGGAAGAGACUGUUGCAUCCGAAUGUGUGGAAGGCGCCGCCGGCGGUGGUGAGGGGGAGAAGGGACGAGACGGAGGAUGUGCCGGAUGUGGGGGAGGAGGUGCCGGGAGAGGAGGAGGGGGGUGAUGUGGACGAUCCGAUUGUUCAGGUGGACGAAGAGGAGGGGCGAGGAAACGGUGUCGAGGUGAUCAUCGAGGGUUGA